CAAGUGAAAAACUGAAAAUGUUGACGAACGAUGUCUCCACGGAUAUUGAAAAAAUACUGCAGACACACAUUCUUGGAACGGAAGAUAGGGGUACCAAUUCACCCGAGUCUGUGCUUAAUCAGAUAACGGCAUUUGAAAAAUUACUCCGCCAUGCAAUUUCACGUUUUUCAAAAGAGCGUUUGUUCAGCAUGCUUCAGGUGGCCGCUGAGGAACAAAAAGCAGCCAACCCUAGCCAGCCAAGGGGAGCUAAAACGUCAGGGGAGGCUAAGAAACCUUCUACAGCUCCGAUUCUGAAAAUCAAGUCAAUGGAACAGCUUAGACAAUCCAUGAAACCACUUAUCAAACGGGAGCAAAAGAAUGCCACAUUGACAGAAAAAGAGAAGCAGGCAUUAAAAUAUUUAGAAACAUUUGAGAAUGAUUACAAGUACCUUGGGAAUUUAAAACGCCAUUAUGACGAUAACAUUCAUUCUGUGUUGCUUAAAGAUUAUUUUGAUCCUGCUGAUCGUCCAAGGCGUUCAGCUUUGAAGGACCGCCCUGAAAGCAACGAGACAAAGAGAGUUCCUCCGACGAAAACACAGAAAAGUAAAAGUUCAAAACGAGGCCCUCAACCAACAGAAGAAGAAGUUAGAACAGCCGACCUGCAGAAGUUGUUUACUGUUGUUACACGAUUAGAAGAGCUUGAUCGGAAGUGGGCGGGACUUUUGAGGGAUCGUGAAUUAAAUCUAGAUGAUUUUGAUCCUGACAGUAGUCAUGAGUUAAUGACUUUCAGUAAUUAUUCUUCGUUUGAGCCGGUACUGCGACUCGUACCAGAUGUGUUUGUGAAAUGUUACAAUGCUGUAGAUAUGGCCAAAGAGUGGCUUAAUUUGGCAAAAACUAUCUACCGGGAUAAACUUCCACUCAAAACCAAGUUAAAAGAGAAUGUGCCAAAGUCUCGAGAAAAUACCUUAUCACCAAAUGAAAAGCCCAAAACUUCAGAAUCUCAAAACCCAGAGGAAAGUAUGAGAGCUGCCAAUGAUUAUGCCCACCAAGCAAAAGAAAUCAAACAGAAUAUACGAGAAAUAGGUGAGGCCAUACAACAAAAUAAAGUUAAACUAGAGAAUUUAAAUAUGGAGAUGCAGGCAUUGGAAUCUCGUGAAUGUCGAAUAGACAAACUGACCAAUAAUUUCGAACAAGUGGAUUCAAACCUUUUACAUGCACAAAAGGAAUACAAUACGCUUCUCUAUGAACGUCAACAAACGAUUGAGAACCUAAACAACGUCAGAAGAGGAUCAGAAGAACAUAUUGAACUGGCAAACAAAGCAAAUGAGUUCAAUGCUGAAUUAACAAAAAGACAAUCUGCGUUAAAAAUUCUUGAAUACAAGAAAAAUGUUGUGCAAGAAGACUAUCUUUUAGAGUUGGAAUUGAGACCAAAUUUUAUCCAUUUUCUCGGCGACAUUAAGCUACAGAUAGAAGAAAUAAAAACAUUCAUCAGAGAUAAACAAAUAGAAAAACAGGAACAAGAAAAACAAUUAGCCUUGCUUAAAACCAACACAGAAAAAAUCAAACAAGAAAUGCAAAAGUAUCUGGACAAUUCAGAUGGAUUGGAACAUCUCACUCGACAGAUCUCAAGACUUACCAAAGAGAUAGAAGACGACCUUGCUAAUAUUGAAAGCAUGGAAUCGGAACGGAGUUUUAUAUCCGAAUCCGAUGACGUCGAUUUGUCAGAGUAUAUAACUGGUUUCAAACCAGGCACACCAAAGUCAAAUAAUUUCAACACAAAAAACGACCACGCCAAUUUUGAACGGUCACAAGCAAACCGUUCCGUCAAAUCAUGA
Messenger RNA from Saccostrea echinata, 1814 nucleotides. RefSeq names its product synaptonemal complex protein 1-like. The record is from RefSeq and is a predicted model, not a curated record. The coding region runs from base 18 to 1814 and encodes 598 amino acids. Lineage: Eukaryota; Metazoa; Mollusca; Bivalvia; Ostreida; Ostreidae. The transcript has 2 exons.